Pseudopipra pipra is the source of this 2394-nucleotide messenger RNA. RefSeq names its product HAUS augmin like complex subunit 6 (gene HAUS6). Gene Ontology annotation, biological process: spindle assembly. Bases 75 to 1802 code for a protein of 575 amino acids. The record is from RefSeq and is a predicted model, not a curated record. Gene Ontology annotation, molecular function: microtubule binding. The transcript is spliced from 16 exons. Gene Ontology annotation, cellular component: mitotic spindle microtubule; HAUS complex. NCBI's taxonomy places the organism in Eukaryota, Metazoa, Chordata, Aves, Passeriformes, Pipridae.
GGGUGCGGGGCUGUUUUUGGCGGGCUGCGGCGCGAGGCGCGGGCGCCCGCGCGGUCCGAGCGCCCGGGGCAGCCAUGGCCCACGUCUGGGAGAAGGAUCACCUCUGGCUCUACUUGCUGGCCCUCGGCUUCGACCCGAACAAAUGCCCCGAGGACGUGAACGUGGGACGGCACAUGUUUGAUAAACCAAACCCCAAAGCGUUUGCUGUCGUUGCCCUCUUCUUGUUUACUAAGCUGGAUAAGGACCGUGCACAAGAAACUUUUCGGAAUUAUGUGUUGGGAGCGGAAGCCAAUCUUCAAUUUAGGAAGCAGUGCUGUAACUGGCUAGGAGAAAUUUCACAUCCGGGGAAAAGCCGUCUUCCAAAGAUUACACCUUCAUCACUGCUUUCUCCUACUGGUCCUAAAUUUGUUCGCUUAGUCUACUGGUUUGCAAGAUAUGUAAUGAUUGAGGACAUGAAAAAGUUCUCUGUAGGCACUUGCAUACCUUUUGCUGAAGCUGUAACAUUGAGACCUGAGGACAUGGACAUUGCAAAAGCAAGACAUAGAGUUGGAUACAAUAAACUGCUGCAAAUUCUUCAAAAGGAAGACAUUGUUAUUCAAGAAUAUGGGAAAAAAGCACAGGUUUUAGUUAAAGAAAUAGAAGAGACAGAGUCUGAAUAUGCAGUUAUGCAGAUACAGUCUUUGAGGAUGAAACAAAAUGACCAAAACAAAAGUGACACAGUUGAGAGAACUGAAAAGGUCCGCAGUAUGUGGACACUUAUAAUGGAAAUGCUUACAUCUCUGAAAAAGGAUAAGGAAGUUGUGGAUUCUAUACUUGAAAAUUGUGCGCAUCAGUGUAUUUUAGAUGGAACUGAUGUUGUUUUGAGAAUUCCAGGGUUGCUGGCUCACAGAAUUGAAAAUGAUGAAAGUUUUACAGAAAAUGUAUAUGAAGAUGGAAAAUUGAAGUUCUUAACAGUCAUGCACGUGUUAAAUGAAACCUUGAGGAUGUUGAGAAAUGAACACUGUCAGUCUGAAUUAAAAGAACUUCACGGGAUUGAGAACAUGGUUAAAUCUUGCAAUAAAUUAUUACAGAAUUUGAACACAAAGAGGCUAGAAAGAGAGCAUCAACAUUGUGUGUCAGUGUGUGAAUCUAUUUUUAGAAAAGAGGAAGACUGGGAAAUGAAGUGGAAAACAUUUCUUGGCCAUCAUCCUUUUAAUUCAAUCUUUAAAGAGGAUCUAGAACCUAGUUCAACAGCUUCACCACCCCAGUCUCCUAGUCUUCCAGAAGAAGAUAAAGACAGUGACCUUCAUCAAUAUCUAGCAUCAAUUUCAGGUAUUUUUGACUCUCUUAAUAAAGAACGUUGUGAGAAAGAUGAGGGAGCUUUGGAAACUAUGAUGGAUAAGUCAUCAUCACCACCAAAAUGGAUCUCUUCAGUGCUGUUGAAGCUGUUGGAAGCACCUGAAAACGAGGACCUGUUGAUCAAAAAUAAUUUGCAUACGGAAACUUGUGGGGGAAAUAAAAAACCUGUGCCUCCGCAAAUCCUAAAAAAUGGAAAGGAAGAGUUCCUCAUUUCAGAAAUGCAAGAGAAUUCAGGUCAAGAUGUUACCCUGCCAAAGACUUCUGUGGAAAAAGAAGACCUUCUUGAGAAAGCCAGAGAUGAACUGGCAGAAGAGAUUGCAAAGACUGUGAUGUCUGAGUCACCUGACAGUGAUGAAGAAAAAGGAAUGUCAUUAGAUGAUCUCAUUAGCUCACUGCGUUUUAACCCAUUUAUAACAAGGAAAGAAAUUCCGCGAACUCCAGAAAAUCUGCAUAAGAAGAGUUGAAUAAGAAGCUGGGCACAAAGGAACCAUCAUCAGGAUACAAUUUGUAAAGCAGAAGCAUAACUAUAGUAGCACAAUUAUGGUUCACUUGACCAAGUAUCCUCUCCAGUCAUUGCCUGGAUGGGGAAGUUGCACUGCUUUCUUUUUUGUGGAGACUGUAUUCCAGCCUCCUUGUUUAAGACUGUCAGUUGCCUACUCUGGUUCUGCUAGUUUCAUGUCAUCCAUGGUGACAUUGGGUAUACCCACACCUUUUUACGGAACUGUUUUUUCUUUUUUAAGCAUAUUAAAAAUAGCAGAUACUAAGUGGCAAAAUCCUAGAAAAUUGAAAAAUGAAAUCUCAGAUGAGAAAUAGUGAAUUCUGUGGGUUUCUAUUUUGCUCCUAAUGCACACCCCAUAGCCUCCCAGCCCUCAAAACCAACAACUUCAAAUUUAACUUGAUGCUCUACAUUCUAUUGCAUUCGUUUCUCUUCCUGAGAGUUCUGGUCUAUAUUGCCACGAAUUCUGCCUAUUCUCUUCUUCUAAACUUCCACUGGAGUGUUUAUUUCUUAAGGUGUAUUGCUGAAUAAAUACUUUACACUAAUGUUACAAAAAUUUA